AUGCCGCGGAUACAGAAGAAGGGCCAGGCCGGCGCGGCCAAGAACUACGUCACGCGCAACCAGGCCAUCCGCAAGCUGCAGAUCAGCCUGCCCGACUUCCGCAAGCUGUGCAUCUGGAAGGGCAUCUACCCGCGCGAGCCCCGGAGCAAGAAGAAGGUCUCCAAGUCGUCGACCAGCUCCACGACCUUUUACUACGCCAAGGACAUCCAAUACCUGCUGCACGAGCCGCUGCUGCAAAAGUUCCGCGACCAAAAGGUCCUCGAGAAGAAGAUCUCCCGCGCUCUCGGCCGCGGCGACGUCGGCGAUGCGAAGCGACUCGAGGGCAACGCCGCCAGGCCCGACAAGACCGGCAAGCCGCUGUACACGCUCGACCAUGUCAUUCGUGAGCGCUACCCGACGUUUGUCGAUGCGCUGCGCGACCUGGACGACUGCCUGUCCAUGCUCUUCCUCUUUGCGAACCUGCCAUCCACCUCCAGCGUCCCUGCCAAGAUGAUUGCGCGGUGCGAGCGCGUGUGCCUCGAGUUCCAGCACUAUCUCAUCGUCUCCAAGGCCGUCACCAAGUCCUUCUUGUCUAUCAAGGGCAUCUACUACCAGGCCAACAUUCAGGGCCAGGACAUUCUCUGGCUGGUGCCGUACAAGUUCAACCAGCGCAUCGUCGGUGACGUCGACUUCAGGAUCAUGGGUACCUUUGUCGAGUUCUACAUGACGCUGCUUGGAUUCGUCAACUUCCGACUCUACACGGCCAUUGGCCUCAAGUACCCUCCCAAGUUCGACGCGGUCAAGGACGAGAACGCCGCCGAACUCGGUGCCUUCACCCUUGAGGGCAAGGCGCUCAUGGGCGUCGAGGAGGCGAAGCAGCUCGAGGAUGCGCCCCACAAGCCUGAUCCCAAGGUCCAGGCCGCCGUGAACAAGGUCCUCAAGACCAUCAAGGGCACUGAGGAGCCGACUGAAGCGAACGGCAACGAGGAUGUCUCCGAGGAAGCCACCAACGAGGCCAUUGACAAGUUCGAGCCGGCUGCAGAGGGUGGCGAUGAGUUGCCCCAACCUGCGGCUGCCGGAGGCAGUGGAAACUCGCUUUUCGCCAACUGCACCUUUUACCUUUCCCGCGAAACUCCCCGACAACCCCUCGAGUUCCUUCUCAAGUCGUUUGGCUGCAAGCGCGUUGGUUGGGAUGCCGUCCUUGGAGAUGGCGCUUUCACAACCAACGAACUGGACCCGUCAAUCACACAUCAGAUUGUCGAUCGGCCCCCGAUACAAGCCGUGGCCGACGAGGACGAGGAUGCGGAGGACAACCAGACCUCGCAGAAACUGGCAGCGAACCGCCGUGUUCCUGGACGGACAUAUGUCCAGCCCCAGUGGGUCUGGGACAGCGUCAACGACGAGGAGCUCAAGGAGCCGCACCUGUACGCCCCUGGUGCCUCGCUGCCACCCCACCUGAGUCCUUUCGUGAGGAAGGUGCAAGGCGCCUACGACCCUACGAUGCCCCUCGAGGACCAGGAGACCGAGGCAGAGGCUCUGGAGGCUGCGGACGCUGAUGCCGACGAGACCGCGGAGGGCAUGGACGUUGCAGGGUCGGAAGACGAGGCCGACGAGGAGGGUGAUGAGGAUGACAUGGACGGAGUCGAGGCCGAGGACGCUGAUGAGGACGAGGAUGAGGAUGAAGCAGACGCCCGGCAGAAGGAGCUCGAGGCCGAGCUGACGGGCGCUUCGGUCAAGACACAGCCCAAGACCAAGGCCCAGGCCAAGGAGGACGCCAAGAAGGCGUUGAACAAGAAGGCCCGCGAAGAGGCGGAAGACCUGGAACGGGCCAAGGGCAUGCUGAGCAAGAAGAAGCGGAAGCUCUACGAGCAGAUGAUCUACACUAAUAACAAGAAGAGCGCUGAGGACCAGAAGCUGCGGUCGAAGCGGAGAAAGCUGGAAAAGGAAAAGGGCAAGGGCAAGGCGUAA
This is a messenger RNA of Purpureocillium lilacinum, 1947 nucleotides long. RefSeq names its product mRNA-binding ribosome synthesis protein nop7. Gene Ontology annotation, biological process: ribosome biogenesis; maturation of LSU-rRNA from tricistronic rRNA transcript (SSU-rRNA, 5.8S rRNA, LSU-rRNA). The record is from RefSeq and is a predicted model, not a curated record. Gene Ontology annotation, molecular function: RNA binding. NCBI's taxonomy places the organism in Eukaryota, Fungi, Ascomycota, Sordariomycetes, Hypocreales, Ophiocordycipitaceae. Gene Ontology annotation, cellular component: PeBoW complex; nucleolus.